AUGGAGCGAGCUUUGUCAACAGCUGAUGUUCCGAGGCAGUUUCUCAAGGACAUCUUUUUGGUUGGCCAUGUGCCGCUCAAAUCUUUGGCAUCGGAUCCGCGCGUCUCCUAUGCUCUUUACAUACCUUCUACCCACUACGAUACCAAUCCAAACCCCACACAACUCCCACUGCUUAUCUGGGUGCAUGGCACAGAGAGGAGAUGGACCGCGAUCUAUGAGGCAGAAUUAACCUCAUUUGCCGACCGAACACCAUGCGCAAUCCUUGCCCCAUUGUUCCCAGCUGGGCUUGAUGGUCCGAAUGAUUUGGAUUCAUACAAAAAGCUCCGAUCGCACUCCCUUCGAUCAGAUCAGGCACUUUUGUCUAUCUUAGACGAGCUUGCACCGCGAUGGCCGGAGAUUCGGACAGACAAAGUCUUCAUGAUGGGAUUUUCAGGUGGCGGUCAAUUCGCUCACCGAUUUCUCUACCUCUACCCUGAGAGACUAGCAGCUGUCAGUGUGGGCGCACCGGGAAGAGUGACCCUAUUGGAUUUCUCAGAGAAAUGGCCGGUCGGAGUAGCAGAUACCGCGACUGUGUUUGGCCGACCUGUCACCCUAAAUCACAUUCAACAAGUUGCUAUUCAGCUGGUGGUUGGCUCGGAGGAUAAUCAGAUACACGGAGGCAAGGAGUUCUGGACUUGGUUACAGCGUUAUAAAAACGACGCAGAGAACCAACGAGAACCUGGAGCACUAGAUACAAUGAACCGAGGGCGAACUGAAACUUUGGAUUAUUUGCAUAACACAUGGAAAGAAUACGGGAUCGAUAGUCAACUUGAAAUAGUCCAGGGCAUCUCGCAUGAAGCUGGACGGGCGCAGAAGCAUAUGCUUCGUUUCCUAGAGCCGCUGAUCCGGGCUGGAUUUCAAGAAAAAGCCGACGGCAACACGCGAGUAGCUACUUGA
This is a messenger RNA of Penicillium samsonianum, 936 nucleotides long. RefSeq lists its product as uncharacterized. The record is from RefSeq and is a predicted model, not a curated record. Bases 1 to 936 code for a protein of 311 amino acids. The transcript has a single exon. Lineage: Eukaryota; Fungi; Ascomycota; Eurotiomycetes; Eurotiales; Aspergillaceae.